This is a messenger RNA of Morone saxatilis (striped sea-bass), 3458 nucleotides long. RefSeq names its product solute carrier family 4 member 1 adaptor protein (gene slc4a1ap). Gene Ontology annotation, molecular function: protein binding; mRNA binding. The transcript is spliced from 14 exons. Lineage: Eukaryota; Metazoa; Chordata; Actinopteri; Moronidae. The record is from RefSeq and is a predicted model, not a curated record. Bases 27 to 2492 code for a protein of 821 amino acids.
ACAAUUCACAGUCGCACCAAAUAAACAUGGCCGCCUCCCCGCCGUCAGACGUGUGUGUGAAAAACACGGAUGAAGAAAUGAAUUCUGCAACAGAAACAGACCAGUGCUCGGCCACUGAGGUUGGGGUUGAGCCCGAAAAGAAAGACUUACACAAACCUGAACCAGAAACAGAAGACACUUUUAAGAAACCGGCUCUUUUCGCGGCACCUUCCCUCACCAGCAAACGCAGUAGCGUCGCUGCUCCGUCCAAAGCAACAGCAGCCGAAACAAAAACUGUGACAGAAAAUAACAACGCCGAGGUUGUAGACACUACUAAAGAGGACUCUUCUGGUCCUGUGAAUGAAAACAACACCGAGAAAGGCCAAGAAGAGGACAAAAACGUCGUGAAAGAUAAGAAUGUGGCUCCCGUCAAAACCAAGCCAGAAGCUAAACCCAGGGUGCUCCCUCCUAAAGUGCCCCCGGCUGGUAAAUUCCCCCCUGUCCCAUAUACAGAACCGCCCUGGGGGGGCAUAGCUCCAGAUACCCCGUAUGCUUUGGAAAUCCUUAAAAACGGCACCAUAGUGGACACGGUACCCCUCACACAGAGAAGUUACUUCGUGGUCGGACGUUUACCUGUGUGUGACGUCCCUCUGGAGCACCCCUCCAUCUCCAGGUACCAUGCGGUGAUCCAGUACCGCAGAGAGGCUGGAGAGGGGGAGUCUGUGGGGGAGGAGAGGGGGUUUUACAUCCAUGACCUGGGCAGCACACACGGCACUGUGGUGAACAAGAACAAGAUCCCCCCGAAGACCUACAUCAGACUGCGUGUGGGGCAUGUCUUAAAGUUUGGUGGGAGCACGAGGCUUUUUAUCCUGCAGGGUCCAGAGUUUGAUGAGGAAGAGGAGUCUGAGCUAACAGUGACAGAGCUGAGGGAGCGAGCCCGCAAACAGAAGGAAAAGCUGGAAAAGAGGAUGAUGGGAGACGGUUCUGAUGAUGAUGAUGAUGAUGAUAUGGAGGAGGAGAAGGAGGAAGGCGGGGAAGGCGAAAGCAACAAGGGCCGGAGCAAACAGUCAAAAGAAGACUCGGGCUGUUCGUGGGGAAUAGCCGAGGAGGCUGUUCCAGAGGAAGACGAGAACGAGGAAAACCCUUUUUCAACAGAGUUCCACGAGGACCAGGAAGCUGCCUACCUGAAAGACCCAAAGAAGGCUUUGCAGGGCUUCUAUGACAGGGAAGGAGAGGAGCUGGAGUUUGAGUAUGAAGACAAAAGCCAUGGCAGCUGGCUCUGCAGAAUAAAGCUUCCGGUGGAUGAUGCCGUGGGCCGGCAGCUGGUUGCUGAGGUGACCCACACAGGGAAGAAGAAAGAAGCGGCCAUCCAGUGCUGCCUGGAGGCUUGUCGAAUGCUGGAAGCCAGAGGGUUGCUGCGCCAGGAAGCAGUGUCCCGUAAGCGCAAGAAGAAGAACUGGGAAGAUGAGGACUACUACGACAGUGAUGAUGACACCUUCCUGGAUCGGACCGGCACUGUGGAGAAGAAGAGGCAGGAGAGAAUGAAAAAGGCGGGAAAGAUUGAGGAGCGGCCUGAGACCUAUGAAUCACUGGUGGCCAAACUGUCAGAGGUGGAGAAGGAGCUGGCAGAGACUCAGAAAAAGCUCAGUGCUGAUAGAGGAGACUCCUCCGGCUCUUCCACCGAGGACCCGCUGGACGCCUUUAUGACCGCAGUGCGGAAAGAGGCAGCGAUGGACGCCGUGGAGCGCAGGAAGCUCCACGUGCAUGUGGCCGACUUGCGCAAAGACGCUCAGAGGCUCCGCAAGCUGGUGGAACUCACGCGGCCCGCCCAGAUGCCUUCACUGCUGCCCGGUGGAAGCUCAGAGGCAGAGAAGCCUAAAAAGACUUUACCGCUGUUUGGAGCCAUGAAGGGAGGAAGCAAAUUCAGACUGAAGACGGGCACCAUUGGGAAGUUGCCUCCGAAGCGGCCCAACUUGCCCGCAGAGCUCUUCAACAUGAAAGCACUUUCACCCAGCGGAGAAGAGGAGGAAGAGGAAGAGGAGGAGGCAGCAGCAGAGAGUAAUGAGGCUAACGAUGAUAGAGAGUGUGCAGCUAUCACAGAGAUGAAUGUUGACUCUGAGGAGUCCGGGGCAUCCACGUCUGGAGAGAGCACUUCCUCAGGGCAGCAAAGACGACAACCAGCACAGUCCCGAGAGCCCAAAGAGCAAAGCCCCAAACAGAGGAGAGUGGAUGAGUCUGCUGAAGCAGAGGAGCAGGUUCCUCAGCGCAGCAGCAACCGCACGGCCGUGGCCCCCUCAUCCAGUCCAGAGUCCAAAGCAGAAGGCGACAGAGAGCCAGCAGCAGAGCCCAGCCCCAGAAAGAAUGUGAAGAAGAAAGUGAUGGGCCCCAGCAGGCCACCAGUGCAGCUCUCAGGACAGUAUCCAGAGGACGACCCUGAUUACUGUGUCUGGAUGCCUCCUACAGGUCAGACCGGAGAUGGCCGCACAGCCCUAAACGACAAGUACGGCUACUGAGUUCUCCACUCCGCCAGCUUUUAUGCUGCAGAUAAUACCUGCAACACAAAGCCUCCCCAGCUCCGACCAUUAACCCCCUGCACCCACCCCAGGCCCUGUGUGUGUCUGUGUGUGUGUGUUAAAAGAGCCUGUAACAGAGCAGGCAGAGAUAAUAAUGCUGCACCUCUUUAUUUAUCUGUUGGGGAUAUUUCAUUCUCACACUGUCAUAAACAAAAAGCACACUGGUCCAAUUCACAUUAAACUGGCAAGCUUGGGGAAUUGCCCCCCCCACCCACUCAGAGCAGACACUGGGCAGUCAGCCCGCUGGCACUUCUCACCCAGGACUAUAAUAGAGAUGGGUAGCACUUUUUUUCCCUUUAAAUUCUAUAUCAUCCAAGCAGGAAAUAGAAAGGGACCAAGCAGGAGCGGUAACUGAUCUGAAUUCAGCUUUUUGGUCUUUGGUUGCUCCCCCUUGCAGUUAAUUCCACCUGACAUCCAAUCUGCAUCCCUCCCCUAUUUGGCGGCAGUCGAUCGCUGGCAUAACCUUUUUUUUCUCCAAAGGAGAGUGUGUAGCAAGAAGGGAGAAAGAGGGAGAGCAUUGAAGCAGCUUUUCUGACCAUCUGGAUACUUGGAUGGCUUACUGGAUGAAACGCAAGCUGAUAAUGACUCAAGCUAAGUGGAGUGUGUGUGUCUGUGACUACACCGACUCUCUCUCUCUCUCACUCUCUCUCACACACACACACACACAGCCCAACCUUCUCAAAGUUCUCUUUUUAACAAGAUUGUCUUUAUGAGCGAGUCAGCUAUCGGUGUGUGUUUGCCUGGAGCAGGAUUCCUCGCUCUGUGAAAUCCCACUCAGUGCUGUUCUGUUGGUUUACUGCCACACUUUCCACCCUCUUUCCUGUCGUCUUUUCUCAAAACACAAAGUAAAGAAUUUGUAAACUGUAUUUUGUUACAUAAAUGUAUAAUAAAAUUGUCUGUACAUAA